CAGGACAGUGUAGGGAGAAGACACAGGACAGAUGUAUAUUAGAGUUGAGAUUAGAUGUAGAAGUUACUGUAUUUUAUCAGCAGUGUGUUAAGAUGUCAGAGGGAGUCUAUGAAAUCCCAGAUGGAUUUAAUGACGAUGCAAUGAAGAACACAGACAUUGAUGGCCAAUUAUAUUCCAACCUAAGAGCCUUCAAGUCCAGUCCAAGAGAUGGAGUUGUUGCUUCAGUACCUGUGUCCACAGAGCCUGAUAGCUCAGGGAAGAGACCCUUCCUAGUUGCUGCAGUGUGUCUGGGGCUUCUGUGUGUUCUACUGGCUGGGAUCAUAGGCCUGUCUGUCUACUAUGAUGGGGUCUCUAAGAGCUUCUCAGCCUAUAAAACCAACUCAUCUGCAGAGAUAGAACAGCUACAGACCAGCAACAGCAACCUGACUAAAGAGAGAGACCAGAUACAGACCAGUUACAGCACCCUGACUAAAGAGAGAGACCAGAUACAGAUCAGUUACAGCACACUGACUAAAGAGAGAGACCAGCUACAGACCAGGUACAACACCCUGACUAAAGAGAGAGACCAGCUACAGACUGAGAGAUAUUUUCUUAACUGGAGGCUUAACAAUCUCAGCUGGCAGAAGUUUGAAUCCAGUUGGUACUUCCUGUCUACUGAGUCUAAAACCUGGAAGGAGAGCAGAAAGGACUGUCUGAAGAGAGGAGCAGACCUGGUGAUGAUAAACAGUGAUAAGGAACAGACUUUUCUCUUCAACCUCAAGAAGAGAGUCUGGAUUGGUCUGACUGACUCUGUUAAGGAGGGGACCUGGAAAUGGGUGGACGGCACCCCACUGACCACAAGGUACUGGAAUGACAAGCAGCCUGAUAGUAAAGAUCCUACUGGGGAGGAGGACUGUGUUGAGAUACAUACAGAUUGGACUCCACUUAAGGCAUGGAAUGACAUGUCAUGUGACAGGAAACUCAACUGGAUUUGUGAAAAAGUGUUUUAACAUCACCAUGACAACGUACUAUAACACAUACAGCAGUUUAUAGUGUACACAACUUUAUUCUUCAUUCUCUCUCUCUAUCUCUCUCUCUCUCACACACACACACACACACACACACACACACACACACACACACACACACACACACA
Oncorhynchus gorbuscha (pink salmon) is the source of this 1135-nucleotide messenger RNA. Its product is annotated as CD209 antigen-like protein C. NCBI's taxonomy places the organism in Eukaryota, Metazoa, Chordata, Actinopteri, Salmoniformes, Salmonidae. The coding region runs from base 93 to 989 and encodes 298 amino acids. The transcript has 6 exons. The record is from RefSeq and is a predicted model, not a curated record.